Molecule: messenger RNA, 1982 nt
Organism: Xenopus laevis (African clawed frog)
Lineage: Eukaryota; Metazoa; Chordata; Amphibia; Anura; Pipidae
Gene: nptx2.S
Product: neuronal pentraxin 2 S homeolog
Exons: 5
Coding region: 208-1515 (435 amino acids)
Source: RefSeq, a predicted model, not a curated record
CUCCAGCAGUGCGACUAACGCUGUCAGAUCGCAGAGAACAGCCGGGGGAGCGUUCCACGUGUGACAGGCUGGAAGCAGAGGGUAGAAGGCGGCAGUAAGUUUGUCUGGGAAGCUCCAGCUCAGGAUAAACUCAGUCCAACUCUUCAGGAUUGUUCUAACAUUGCGCUUUUUGGCGUUCGCUCUUCUUAGUUGGAAUAAGACAAAACAAUGAUAACCCUGCUCGGUGGCAUCGCUUGUUUACUGACCCUUGUCAGUGGCAACAGCGUCAAAACGCAGGAGAGCGCAGCCGAGCGCUUUGUUUGCACCGCGGUCCCUGCCGACGCCGACCCGGGCUGCCCCAUGGCGCAGGAAGCGCUGUCCCAGGAAGAUGCUCUGCGCUCUAACGUGUUCCAUCUGCGGGAGACCAGCCUUGAGCAGAAAGAGACUAUCGGGAACCAGAAGGAGACGAUCCGGGAGUUGACUGCCAAGCUCACCCGCUGCGAAAGCCUCUCCGAGGGGGACGGCAAACACGGCUCUUGGAGGAAAGUGUCGGGCAAACCCGAGGGCAAAGACACAAUGGGAGACUUACCCAGGGACCCGAGUCAGGUCAUUGAGCAACUCAGUCGCACCAUGCAGUCUCUGAAGGACCGACUGGAGAAUCUGGAGCAUCAGCUGAGAUCCAACGUGUCCCAUUCAGCUAUGCCUAACGACCUUCGAGAGACCCUUCAAAGGAGGCUGGGGGACUUGGAGCAUCAGCUUUUAAAUAAAGUGACUGAACUGGAAGACGAGAAGUCAUUGCUGCAUAACGAGAGCACAACUCACAGACACAGGACGGAGUCAACCCUCUCUGCUCUCUUAGAAAGAGUUAAUGAACUGGAGAAAGGAAGCAGCACAUUCAAGUCACCAGAUGAUUUCAAAGUCUCCCUCCCACUCCGCACCAAUUACUUGUAUGGCAGGAUCAAGAAGACUCUGCCUGAGCUCUAUUCUUUCACUAUCUGCAUGUGGCUGAAGUCCAGCGCAUCGCCCGGAAUUGGAACGCCAUUCUCCUACGCUGUGUCGGGCCAAGCCAAUGAAAUUGUAUUAAUUGAAUGGGGUAACCAUCCUAUUGAGCUGCUAAUUAACGACAAGGUGGCUCAGCUUCCAUUUACAAUUGGCGAUGGAAAGUGGCAUCAUAUUGGUAUCACAUGGACAACAAGGGAUGGAAUCUGGGAAGCAUUUCUUGAUGGUGAAAAACUUGGCUCCGGGGAGAAUCUUGCCCCUUGGCACCCAAUUAAACCAGGUGGAAUUCUCAUUCUGGGCCAGGAGCAGGACACAGUUGGGGGUCGAUUUGAUGCAACCCAAGCUUUUGUUGGAGAAAUGAGUCAAUUUAAUAUCUGGGACCGUGUUCUGAAAGCUGAAGAAAUUGGGAAUAUUUCAAACUGCACUUACAAUAUGCCUGGCAACAUCAUACCAUGGGUUGAUAAAAAUAUUGAUGUCUUUGGAGGAGCCACUAAAUUACCCUUGGAGCCAUGCGAAGAGCGCCUGUCUGAAUCAUAGCUAAAACUAGAGACCCCCCUCCCCCAAAGUGCCCUACUUUACUGAGACAAUCUCUGUUGAGGUUUUUGGUCCUACAAUGCACUUAUUUGCUCAAACAAAAAAAACCCUCUAAGAAACAGGCAUGGUUGGUGUGUGCGUUGUUUUCUAAGUGUAUUGCCAUAGUGAAUUAUACUACUAAAAGUCUUUAGGGGCUGGGCGAACAAGUUCCCGUUUGCCAUAUAAUAACAUAAAAUGAUCUGCAGGUUGCAUUCUGGCAAUCAGAUCUUCAAUGAGGAAAAUAAGCAUUACGGCUAUACACAGAUUUAUCAUUGCCUGGCAAAUAUUCAGCGGCACAACUGCUAUUUGUUGUAGAAAAUUUAUUUCUGGGGUUAUGUAUUAAUCAUAGCCUUUUGCCCACAAUGAUGAAAAUGUGUGUUCAUUGGUUAAAAUUGAAUAAAGUCAGGCCUUUUCUGUUGGUAUAUCGUAAA